UGAAUGAAUCUAUCUACAUGAAAUAGCAAAUAUUAUCAAAACGUCAAAAAAUUUAAUUGCGUUAUUGAACCCUGGAACGAUUUACUGCCAGCUGGGUAAUUUUUAGGUUAUGGGAAAUUGGAAAUUGUAAUAUCAUAUAAAAGAUAUUAAAAAUGAAAAUUUAUACAAAUAAAAACAACACUUCCACUCUGAAGCUAUUAAUAGCGGCAAAUUUAGCCGGAAAAAGUGUUACCUUGGAAGAGGCCAGUUUUGAAGAUGUAUUCGCAGGGCCACGCCAACUACCGCUGCUUGAGGUGGACCCAGAGCUCAGCUUCUUCUCAAGCAAUGCUGCCACGCAGUAUCUAUUCCCCAUUUUAGAUUUGUCUGAGGAUGGGCAGUGUCAACAAUUGCAAGAAUGGGAAGCAACUCGUCUGCAGCCAGCCAUAGCUGCUGUGGUAUCAUCUAAGACAGUGCCCUCAGAUCUCAAACAAGCACUCCAAGCGUCUUUACAAACUGUGGAUGCUCUAUUACAGAAGCACAAGUAUUUGCUCGGCGAGAAGCUGUCAGCAGCCGACAUUGCGAUAUGGAGUACAUUGUAUCCGCUGCAGCACAAUAAUGAUCUCAAACAACAGUAUAUGAAUGAUUUUGUAAACUUGGCACGGUGGGGCCAAGAACUAGCAGCUGCUAAGGCUGUGCAGGAAGCAGUAAAGCAGUGGGGUGGAUCUCCUGAAGGUCCGUUCGGGGCGUCAUCAGCCCUCGGCAUUCCGCAAGUGGCGAGCCUGGCCUCGCCAAUUAGGUCACCCGAAGAUGGUGUUGCGACUGAGGCAGGUCCAACGCCGGAAGAGGUGGAAGCGGCGAAGGAGAAUUGGCUCAACGGACUUAAAAACCUCCAGGAACCACUACCAGAAGCGAAGAUAGUAUUACCAAUAAAAGGCCGUAAGAACAUGUUAGUAACGGCGGCGCUGCCGUACGUGAACAACGUGCCGCAUCUCGGCAAUAUUAUCGGGUGUGUGCUCUCCGCCGAUAUAUUUGCAAGGUAUUGUCGAUUGUGUGACUACAACACUUUAUUCGUUUCCGGCACAGACGAGUAUGGAACAGCCACUGAAACGAAGGCGUUGGAGGAGGGUCUGACGCCGCGUCAGAUCUGCGACAAAUACUUCGACAUUCACAACUCGGUGUACCGGUGGUUCAACAUCGGCUUCGACUACUUCGGACGCACGAGCACCGACGAGCAGACAUUAAUAGCACAACAGAUGUUCCUCAAAUUGAGAGAGAACGGGUUCAUCAGCUCACAGUCAGUGGAUCAGCUUCUUUGUCAAAACUGCGACAGGUUUUUGGCUGAUAGGUUCGUGGAGGGCACGUGUCCGCACGCGGGCUGCGCGUACGAGUCUGCGCGGGGCGACCAGUGCGACAAGUGCGGCAAACUCAUCAACGCCACGGAGCUGCUGCAGCCGCGGUGCAAGCUCUGCGGACACCAGCCCACAAUCAAACCCAGCGAGCAGCUGUUCAUAGAACUUGGACAGCUCGAGCCGUCAAUAAGAACUUGGAUAUCGACAGUGGAAAAGGACUGGUCGCCGUCCGCCAGGGCCGUCGCCAGGUCGUGGCUGCGGGAGCCGCUGCGCGCCAGGGCUGUCACUAGGGACCUUAAGUGGGGAGUGCCUGUACCCAUAGAAAAAUACAGUAAUAAGGUGUUUUACGUAUGGUUCGACGCGCCCAUCGGUUACAUGAGUAUAACACAAUCUGCCACUAAACAAUACGAGAAAUGGUGGAAACCGGAUAAAGACUGUGAAGUAACAUUAUGCCAAUUCAUGGCGAAGGACAACGUACCAUUCCACGCGGUGAUGUUCCCCGCGACGCUACUCGGAGUCAACGAGGGACACGUGCUAGUCAAACAUCUGUACGCCACAGAAUAUCUGAAUUACGAGGAGAGCAAGUUCUCGAAAUCGCGAGGUGUGGGCGUUUUCGGAACCGAUGCACAGGAAACGGGCAUCCCUUCGGACGUGUGGCGCUUCUACCUCGCCAGCAUACGACCAGAAACCUCCGACUCGAGCUUCAGUUGGACCGAACUUGGAACAAGAAACAACUCGGAGCUGCUGAACAACCUGGGCAACUUCUGCCACCGGUCGUUGAGUUUCUGCGCGAACACGUUCAAGGGCCGCGUGCCCGACCUCACGCUCACGCACGCGGACUACGAACUGAUAGCACUCGUCAAUAGGGAGAUAGUUGCGUACGUGCAGCACAUGGAGAAGGGCCGACUGAGAGACGCGCUGCGACACGUGCUAUCGAUAUCGCGCCUCGGCAACCACCACAUGCAGGCCGAACAACCUUGGGUGUUGCUCAAGGGAUCUGAUGAGGACAAAGAGCGCGGCGGCGCGGCCAUCGCGCUGUGCUGCCAGCUCGUCGCGCUCGUGUGCGCCGCGCUCGCGCCCUUCGCGCCCGACGCCGCGCGCCGCCUGCGCGCGCAGCUCGGCCUGCCCGCCAGCGCGCUGCGGAUCAACCCCGCAAAUCCAUCGCUGAUCCAAUAUUUGCCGCCUGGUCACGUGAUCGGCAAACCGGAGCCUCUUUUCGCGAAAAUCGAACAAGAUCUAUUGGAUAAACUGCGUGCCAAGUACGCUGGCACGCAGAGCGAGCGGGCGAAUAAGGAGAAUGGCUCUGCCCAAGGUGGUUCAAAUUCAGUAGCCGAUCUCGAAAAGGCUGUUGCGGCACAGGGCGAGACAGUGCGAAAACUCAAAGCGUCAACGAAAGACAAGACCGUGUGGCAGCCGGAGGUGAACAAACUGUUGGAGCUGAAGAAACAGCUCGCAGCGGCCCAGAGUCAGGCGCAAGCUGCGCCGGCGCCGACCCAAGUCAACGGCGCUGGCGAUGUUGCCAGCUUAGAGAAAGCUAUUGCCGAACAGGGCGAUAAAGUGCGACAACUCAAAGCUUCAACAAAAGACAAGGCAGUAUGGCAACCAGAAGUGGAUAAACUGUUGAGUUUGAAGAAACAACUCGCUGCGGCGCAGGCCCAGGGCGCCAGCUCAUCCAACGCGCCGGCCGAAGAUGCUGCUAGCCUUGAAAAAGCUAUAGCUGAACAGGGCGAUAAAGUGCGAAAGUUGAAGGCGUCGACCAAAGAUAAGGCGGUGUGGCAGCCAGAGGUGAAUGUGCUGCUCGACCUGAAAAAACGGCUCGCCGCGCUGCAGACAAGCAAAUAAAUUAUUUAUUCAUCCAUA
Molecule: messenger RNA, 3188 nt
Organism: Manduca sexta (tobacco hornworm)
Lineage: Eukaryota; Metazoa; Arthropoda; Insecta; Lepidoptera; Sphingidae
Gene: MetRS
Product: methionine--tRNA ligase, cytoplasmic
Biological process (GO): methionyl-tRNA aminoacylation
Cellular component (GO): cytosol; aminoacyl-tRNA synthetase multienzyme complex
Molecular function (GO): methionine-tRNA ligase activity; ATP binding
Source: RefSeq, a predicted model, not a curated record